Messenger RNA from Chelmon rostratus (copperband butterflyfish), 1689 nucleotides. RefSeq lists its product as uncharacterized. The record is from RefSeq and is a predicted model, not a curated record. The transcript is spliced from 6 exons. The coding region runs from base 406 to 750 and encodes 114 amino acids. Lineage: Eukaryota; Metazoa; Chordata; Actinopteri; Chaetodontiformes; Chaetodontidae.
GACGCUUCCAAAAUUGCAUGGCAAAUGAAGUGGAUUUGGGGUGUUUUGCGCUUAUUAUAACUAAUUUCUAGGGAGAAGACUGCUAUUUUCAAAAUUCGCAUUAGAUGUCGUUUGACUCGAGUGUUUAUUUUUCCAAUUAGUGGGCACUAUUAUUCCAUUUUAACAGAGUAUCCGGCCAUGAGCUCCAGCAGUCCGACCAGACAGCUGGCAGACGGACUGACUGCAUCUCGACUGCUGAUGCCUGUAUCGAGCUGAGAGGUGCGGAUGCGGUCUGUCUGGGUCCUCCGUCUGGAGUGAAGCCUCUCUGAACUAAAGCCAGAGGAAGGACCCUCUAACCAUGGACAAUCCAGAAAGGUGUGCCUGUAAUGCUCAGGGGUGAGGAGGACAGCUGCUGAGGAGGAGGAGAUGGGCUGCACCUCUGCUAAGCAGGUGUCUGCCGUGCCCAACGGUGAGGAGGGCCAGAGUAAAGCCUACAGCAACGGGGACCUCCUCUCUGAUGAGUACAAGAUGAAAGGAGUGGAGAAAGUCAAGUACAUCAGUGGAGAAGAGGGAGGAGUGGACGGCCAGGACAGCACAGAGAAAAGUGCUCUCCUUGGUAAAGGUCAACACAUGGAUGAAACAGGGUCAAAUGGAAAUGGAAAGAUUCUGAGCAUUCACUCCUCGGAGAGCCAGCAAGAAUUCUUCAGGAUGCUGGAUGAGAAAAUUGAGAAAGGCCGGGACUACUGCUCAGAGGAGGAAGAUAUGACAUAGCACUGUGGUCGUGUGUCCGUCAGUCCCAACAUGAAUGAACUGUCACUCCAGUGUUCCGGGUGGACCGUACCAUGUGUUACCGUGUGUGGGGUUGAACUCUGUCCCUUGUAUGUACACGCCUGAGAAAAACGGAUAACUGACUUGAAUCAAGCACCUUUUUUGCCCUCCUGCUCACAACCCUGGUUCCCGCUCAACCAAGAGAGAAAUGACCAGCAAAAUCAAAGAUGGUUCAGUAUUUAUACAUUUCCAAGACUCUACGAAGGAAGAGAACAUUUAGGUUUACUUACUUAAUGAAGCCAUUACAGGAUGACAGAGAUCUUGGGAUUUGUACUUGCUUUCCUAUCCCUGCUUGAGUAAGUCCUGGAAGGCCAAUACACAUGGCUGUCACUAAGACCUCCUGGAGACAUUUGAAACCAUCAGACUGUUGCAAAUAUAAAUUUCCAGCAGCAGAAGCAACCAGUGGACACUGAUGUCUCUAUCUGCAUCAUUUUCAGUAUUUCAUCCUUGAAUGCCUCCCUGAAAAGUCAAGGGGUUGGAAACUUUCUGCAUUCCAAAACACAGUAUGAACCUCUUUUCUACAGUACGUCGGCCAGUCCAGUGUGUUUGUCUGUCCAUGUCUGUUUCUGCUAUGAUGUAGAGUAUUUAUGUUGAAUAAGGCUCAGGGUUGAAGUGUUGUAAUCUUUGUCUCAUGUACUCGAGUCCCUCCCCUCAUUAAGACACUGUCACACCAUUAAAAACACUCAUUCACUCGCACAGCAGGGUUAUUGAUGUCCCCUGCUUCAGUAUCUGUUCCAUGCUGACCCUACAGGGUGGACACUGCAAAUUCACAUCAAGUCUGACUAUGUAUCUCGCUCACCAGUGUUAAUGUUGUUGUGUUCAGUUUCUAUGUUGAUUUUGUUUUGUUUUUCUAGAAAAAUAAAAAGUGUUUUCAGUAACUUA